CUUUUAAUUAACGAACUUACCCAUCAUAAAUCAUCAACGUUUGGGCCAUUUUCCCCAUUGAUGGCUGCUGAACCCUAAUCUUUGAACCAGAUCGUAUUGACUUUUUUGUUGGGGAACAAGAAAAUGGAGAGAGUUCAUGAAGAGCCAGAUGAAGCUAAAUCUGAGAUUGAGAAGCUCAAGGCAGAAUACAAAUUAAAGGCAGAGCUGGCUGAAAACUUGAAGAGAGCCCAUAAUGAGCAACUCAUCAAAGUCCAAGAGGCGAGUCUGAAGCUUGAGAAGCAAACUCAAGAACUAAAUGAGAAGGCAGAUGAAAUCUCUAUUACAAAGCAAAUGUAUGAAGAUCUCAAGAGUAGUAUGAAAGAAAAGGAGGCUAUCAUCAAGCAUCUCAGUUCUGCAAAUGAUAAGCUUCGUUUCGAACACGGUGAGAAGCUUCAGAAAUGUAAAGAGGAAAAUAGGGAGAUGGCUUUCUCAUUAGACGAGGCAAAUGCGAAAAAUGUGGAUCAAGAGAAAAAAAUUCACACACUUGUGGAUGAAAUUGAAGGCCUUAAGGAACUUAUAUCUGUUUCGGAGAAGAAGCAUUCAGAAGCGGCGAAAAAGGCUAAAGCAAACCAAGAAUUGAGACAUAGAGAUGAUAUGCUACUCAAAUUAGAGGAGGAAAAAGGAAAGGCUGAGGACCAGCUCAAAUGGAAGAGAGAACAGUUUAAACAUCUAGAAGAGGCCCAUGAAAAACUUCGAGAUCAUUUCCGAUCAAGUGAGAAAGAGUGGGUGAGGGAGAAAUCUAUGUUGCUUGAUGAGAUCUCUAAGCUGCAGACUGAUUUUGAUUCCCUAACUAGAGUUUCAGAAGGUCUUCAAAGCCGUUUACAGAUGUGCAAUCAAGCUCUAGCUCAUGAAGAGAGCCGGAGGAAGUAUCUGGAAGUUCAACUUUCUGAAUCCAAAAGAUGCUUUGACAAUGUUUUUGAUGAGUUUGAGGAUGCAAAAUCAAAAAUUGAGUGCUUGACAGGUCAAAGGGAUAAAGAAAUUGCCUCUUUGAGGGGCUCGUUGGGCAGAAAGGAGACACUUUACAAAGAAAUGGAAUACCAAGUUUGCAAGCUGGAGCAAGAGAAUCAAGAAUUGUUAUCACACCUCAGAGAACUCCAGAAAGCCCAGAUUCAAGAAGCAGGAACUUCUUCUUCACUUUCAAAGCUUCGGAACAAGCUUAAAGUUCUGGAGCAGGGACACAGAGACUGUUCCAGAACCCUUAAGGCCAAAGAAACUGAAUGGAGUUCUCAAUUUGAAAAACUGAUGAGGGACAUUAAUUGCUGCAGGUCCAAGUUAGAGGAUAAAGAUGUCUGUAUUGAGGAACUCCAAAUGGAGUUGAAAGAUUGUCAUUCUGUAAUAGUUGAGUUAACAUUGCAGCAGGAGUCAUCUUCUGUGAUGUUACUGGUGUUGAAGUCAGGGUUCCUGGAAGCCCAAUUGAACCUUGCUAAUGAAAUGGCUGACAUGGAUCUGAAAAACAAAGAGAGAGAAGAGAACGUUUCUCUUCUAAUGAAGCAGUUGGAAAAGAAUAAGGUGGCUCUACUAAAAGCCCAAACAGAUACUGAAGAAGCACGUGAGAAGGUGGCAUCACUCUCAGAGAAGGUUGAGUCGUUGGAGUGCCAAUUGAAGCUUACUGAUGAGAUGGUUGCCAUGGAUCUCAAAAACACAGAGAGAGAAGAGAAUAUUUCUCUUCUACAGAAACAGUUGGAGGAGAAGAAGGCGGCUCUCUUUAAAGCCCAAAGCGAUAUUGAAGAGGAACGUGAGAAGGUGGCAUCACUCUUGGUGAAGGUUGAGUCCUUGGAAGAACAGCAACUUUUACUGCAGAACGAUCUUGAUAGGCAUAAGGAAAUGCUCAAGGAAUCAUCUGACUGCCAACUUCAUCUAAAGAAGGAAGUGUUGCAGAUGAAAAGUGAUUUGAAACAGGUCCGGGAUGAGCUGAAUAGAGCAAAUGAUGAACUGGCCGAGAAAGUUUGUGAAGGGCAUGAAGUAGAAUUUGAAUUGCAGAUAUGGAAAUCCAUAGCGGAACGGUUGAAAGCUAACCUUGAAGAAAACCAUCAAAUGCGUAGAGAAAUAGAAGCUUCUCUCCUAGCAGAAGUGGAGGGUGAAUUUAUUCUCAAGCAAGAGAAAGAAAGAAUUAUCCAUGUAUUAGGAGAAAAAGACAGAAGCAUAGAUGACCUUGAGCAACAGCUUCUGUUACUGAAGCAGGAGAAGGAAAGAAUUAUCCAUGUACUAGAAAAGAAAGAAAGAAGAAUAGAUGAUCUUGAGCAACAGCUUGUGCUCCUGAAACAGGAAAUCAAGAGCAGGGAAACAAAGGCUGCUGCCAUGGCCUAUGAUUCAGUGAAAGACUGCUUUGUUCAAAGUGCAAAAGAGAAGGACAAGAUUGCAGACGAUCUUCACAAAGAGCUAGAUUUGUUCGAGCAGGAGUGGGUAAGAAGGGAACUAGAGGACGCAAUAUUUGCACAAAUUGAUGCAGAGAGAACCCAUGAGCAAGAGAAAGAGAGUCUUCACCAGCUUGUAGUAGAGAAGGACCAGAGAAUAGAAGAUCUCCAGCAUCUUGUGCAGUCACUGGAACAAGAGUUUGAAAAUUCGACUACCUCCUUCUCAUCACGACUGUCAGAGAUGCAGAUGGAGAUUAAUUUGCUCCGCAAGGUCUGGGAGAGAAUCACUGCAGCUGAGGUGCUGAAAGAGUUUGAAAUCCAAGAGAAUAUUUUGAUGAUUGCAGAAUUUGAAAAUGAAUUGAGUGGUUUACAGCAGAAAGUGGAGAUGCAGGAGAAAACUCUGUACAAUUCAAAGGCGAAAACAGUUGUGAUAGAAAGAGAACUGGAAGCAAAACAGAUGGAAAUAAAGAAAUUGACAAAUCAAAUUGACAAACAGUUGAGAGGUUCAGAAUCCGUAAUCAAGAAGCUCAAUGAUGAAAAAAGGAAGCUGCUUGAAGAAGUCAUGACGUUAUCAUCAGAUAGAGAAACGUUGUUGGGUACUAUAGAGGGGCUAUAUGGUGGGAUCAGUUCGUGCUGUAGUGAAGAUAUGCAGCUGAUGAGAGUCUUGGGAAAGAUAGUUCAUACUUUUGACAACAAUGAGAUGGGAGUAGACAUGAAAGGGCAUGAAGAAGAAAUAUUUGAUCCUGUAAAAGAGAACACAAAUAGUUACCCCUCUAACACAACAAAGAAAGUCGAUGCCAUUGUUGAUGAAAGAUCACCACUUAGNGCUUCUCUCCUAGCAGAAGUGGAGGGUGAAUUUAUUCUCAAGCAAGAGAAAGAAAGAAUUAUCCAUGUAUUAGGAGAAAAAGACAGAAGCAUAGAUGACCUUGAGCAACAGCUUCUGUUACUGAAGCAGGAGAAGGAAAGAAUUAUCCAUGUACUAGAAAAGAAAGAAAGAAGAAUAGAUGAUCUUGAGCAACAGCUUGUGCUCCUGAAACAGGAAAUCAAGAGCAGGGAAACAAAGGCUGCUGCCAUGGCCUAUGAUUCAGUGAAAGACUGCUUUGUUCAAAGUGCAAAAGAGAAGGACAAGAUUGCAGACGAUCUUCACAAAGAGCUAGAUUUGUUCGAGCAGGAGUGGGUAAGAAGGGAACUAGAGGACGCAAUAUUUGCACAAAUUGAUGCAGAGAGAACCCAUGAGCAAGAGAAAGAGAGUCUUCACCAGCUUGUAGUAGAGAAGGACCAGAGAAUAGAAGAUCUCCAGCAUCUUGUGCAGUCACUGGAACAAGAGUUUGAAAAUUCGACUACCUCCUUCUCAUCACGACUGUCAGAGAUGCAGAUGGAGAUUAAUUUGCUCCGCAAGGUCUGGGAGAGAAUCACUGCAGCUGAGGUGCUGAAAGAGUUUGAAAUCCAAGAGAAUAUUUUGAUGAUUGCAGAAUUUGAAAAUGAAUUGAGUGGUUUACAGCAGAAAGUGGAGAUGCAGGAGAAAACUCUGUACAAUUCAAAGGCGAAAACAGUUGUGAUAGAAAGAGAACUGGAAGCAAAACAGAUGGAAAUAAAGAAAUUGACAAAUCAAAUUGACAAACAGUUGAGAGGUUCAGAAUCCGUAAUCAAGAAGCUCAAUGAUGAAAAAAGGAAGCUGCUUGAAGAAGUCAUGACGUUAUCAUCAGAUAGAGAAACGUUGUUGGGUACUAUAGAGGGGCUAUAUGGUGGGAUCAGUUCGUGCUGUAGUGAAGAUAUGCAGCUGAUGAGAGUCUUGGGAAAGAUAGUUCAUACUUUUGACAACAAUGAGAUGGGAGUAGACAUGAAAGGGCAUGAAGAAGAAAUAUUUGAUCCUGUAAAAGAGAACACAAAUAGUUACCCCUCUAACACAACAAAGAAAGUCGAUGCCAUUGUUGAUGAAAGAUCACCACUUAGAGCUCUCAACAAUUAGGUACAACUGGUCAAAGUAAUUUUUUUAUCUUUUUUUUUUUGGUUGUGUUUGGAAGCAAUAUAUAUUGCAAUUUGAAGCAUAACUUUAUUUGUAUCCUGUAUAUCAUCAGUAUAUGGCUGAUUAACCUUUGUAUGAGUAUUCUGCAUCUGCCAAUAACACAAUCAUGAUUCAUAUUUUGC
Ilex paraguariensis (yerba mate) is the source of this 4541-nucleotide messenger RNA. The record is from the annotation of a GenBank genome assembly. NCBI's taxonomy places the organism in Eukaryota, Viridiplantae, Streptophyta, Magnoliopsida, Aquifoliales, Aquifoliaceae.